Molecule: messenger RNA, 2186 nt
Organism: Hevea brasiliensis (rubber tree)
Lineage: Eukaryota; Viridiplantae; Streptophyta; Magnoliopsida; Malpighiales; Euphorbiaceae
Product: protein FREE1
Exons: 10
Coding region: 139-1947 (602 amino acids)
Biological process (GO): multivesicular body assembly; intralumenal vesicle formation
Cellular component (GO): ESCRT I complex; late endosome membrane
Molecular function (GO): metal ion binding; ubiquitin binding
Source: RefSeq, a predicted model, not a curated record
UCUCCUAAUCUUUUGUCUUCUUUCCGUUUACCAGUUCGUCCAUCGUCUUCGUCUCUGCUGUGGAAAGCUGAAGAGGAGCAGUUGCAUUCUCAUCUCUUUCUCUUUGCUAAGGAAAUCAGGAGCUGAUUGGAACCAGAGAUGCAACAAGGAGAUUACAAUUCCUUCUAUCAAUACCCCCCUCAUCCUCAAAACCCUAACCCCAAUCCCAAUCCCAAUCCCAAUCCCAAUCCUGCUUUAAACGAUCACCACCAGACUUCAUACGCAUCAGCACCUCCGUUCACCACCACUUAUGCCCCUUCCGAUUACCCCGUUUACCCCACCAAUUACCCUCCUUAUACACAACAUCCCUAUCCCGUCCCUGCUCCCACUGCUCCCUUGUACAAUCCACUGACGCCGCCUCCGCCUCCUGCUACGACUGCUUCUCUGAACCCUAAUAAUCUGCAAUCCUCAUUCAACCCGUCACCACAACCUCCUCAACCUUCUUUCCCUCCCUACGAUUCCAAUGGGCCCUACCAGCCUCCAAACACUCAGCAAUCCUAUUACCCGCCUUACGAUCAGAAGCAGACGGCUUCCAGUUACGCUCCUCCUCAACCUUCCCUUUCCUCCAUCGCACCAAAUCCUAACCCUACUGCCAAUCCACCAUACUCCUCCAUCUACACUGCCCCGCCAUAUAAUAAUCCUAUAGGAUCGUCGGUCCCACCUGCAUAUGAUAAUCCAUAUGAGAAUUCGCUGAAAUUUGAUCAAAGCGUCGGGUAUUUUGAUGAUAAAUAUGGAGGUUACACACGGGGCGGAUCUGAUUUUGGGUCGGAUCUAUAUGGGAAGCGACCAGAGAGCAGGUACGAUAUAGGUCGCGAUGAUGGGUAUGGGGAUGGCGUUUAUGCCUAUGAAGGGAGUAAGGUGGAGCCAUAUGGAGCCAGGGGCACUGCACCAAAAUCAUCAACUUGGGCUGGGUUCGAUGAUUAUGGGAGAGCUAUCAACUUCCCGUCUGGAAAGGACUCAUCAGUUGGUUCGGGAUCCGCUAAGAUUGUGCGAGCGGUACCAAAGGCAGAGACGCAACAGGAUGUUAAGAGUGGGGUCCAAAAGUUCAGGGUUAAGCUGCUGGCUGAAAGCGGAGGCCAGAGCACCAUGGAUGUACUUUGCCAGAUUGGUUUGGAUGGUAUUCGUAUGCUUGAUCCUAGUACUGGGCGGACUUUGAGAAUUUAUCCUCUUGAGAACAUAACAAGAUGCGAUGUAACUGAUUCAUCUACCUUCGCAUUCUGGUCCAAGAGUUCCGUGGAUAUUGAACCAAGACGUAUCAGAUUACAAUCAAAUAGUUACACUACCAACACACUUCUUGACAUAGUGACAGCAGCAACUGUGCAGGUCAAGGAGAUGGGUGGGAGCAGGAGGCCUACUGAAUCUUCCAAGACGCUUGAGCAGCCCACAGAAAAGAAAAAAGGGUUUGUUGAUUGGAUGAACUUGAUGAAACCUGGCAAUGAGGAGAAAGAUCAUUGGAUCCCUGAUGAAGCCGUUUCGAAGUGUACAGCAUGUGGGACUGAUUUUGGGGCUUUUGUGCGCAAGCAUCACUGCAGAAACUGUGGAGACAUUUUCUGUGACAAGUGUACCCAUGGUAGAAUUGCUCUUACUGCUGAUGAGAAUGCUCAGCCUGUUAGAGUUUGCGACCGAUGCAUGGCAGAAGUGACUCAGAGGCUUAGUAAUGCAAAGGAAGUAGCGAGUAAACCUGCAGGAUUGCAGUCUCAUGAGGAUCUUGCUAGGAAGCUUCAGGAGGAAAUGGAGAAAAAUCGCAAGGCAUCAUCAGGAUCCAAGUCAGAUGGGUCUGGGAGACGGAUGAGAGAAGUUGCCUGUCCUACUUGCACUGUCCAUUUGCAGGUCCAGGUGCCCAGCUCGGGUUCUGAAACUAUUGAGUGUGGAGUCUGUCAACAUCCAUUUCUUGUCAGUGCUCAUUGAUUUUGCAUCUACGUUCAUGAGCGGUGAAGGCGCCUAUUAUGAAGAUCGCGGAUAAAAAAUGCUAUUCCAAUUUAGGGUGAAAUGAAUGAUCCUAGUUUUGAGGAUAUCACUGGAAUUAAGUUGCGAAAACAGGCGUCAAGAGUUGUAUAUGGUUUAAUUAUUUACUCAUUUUCAUUCACAAUAUGCGCUGUGGAAAUGCUGCUUGGGAAGUUUCUAUGGAUUUGUGAUUUGAAGCGUGA